CAACAUUGAAGCACCCACUUGUCGAGUCUACCGAGUUGAUCAAACAAAAAUUCGAACUUAAUACGGACAAAUGAAGGAUUUUCCUCUACGUUCCAAGCCUAAACAGGAGAAGUUUUGAUGACAAGAUUUCAUUUAUUGAGGUCUUCCUUCAUCUUUGAAUGUUGGUGCUAAAACAAUAACAAUGAGUGAAAGCCACAGUCAGUCCAAGUGGGGCGGUGAAACAACAGCAAUGAUAUCCGAAAAGGCGAUAGUUUCUCCAAAAGUUGAAGAAAAUCCAGUCGUUUGUGGAAUCUGUGGCGAAGCCUUCUUAUGUUUUGAUGAUCUUCUGAAGCAUGGUGAUGUGCAUACAAAGGAAGAGCCAUCCGACGACUUUAACUCUGAUGAGCCCCCGACUCCGUCGGAUAAGAAUGGGUAUCACCAAAAGAAUCAAACGCAGGACAAUCGUCCUACUUGUGAUAUAUGUGGGAAAUCAUUCACAAGAUUGAGCCAUCUUCUGAGGCAUUACCGAACUCACACAAAAGACAAGCCGUUCAGCUGCGAAACCUGUGGUAAAGCAUUCUCGCAGAAAUGCCAUCUUAAAAGCCACUAUCUGAUUCAUACAAGUAAGGACACUUUUCACUGUAAAUUUUGCGGGAAGUCGUUCUCACAAAUGGGCUAUCUCACGAAGCAUCUUCGGAUCCACACCAAAGAACUGUCGUACGUCUGCAGCAUAUGCGGUGAUGCUUUUUACGAUGAACAGAAUCUGUUGAGUCACAUGACAGUUCACUCCAAAGUCAAUCAAUUCCUGUGUGUAAUUUGCGGUAAAGUUUUUCUGCGAUCCAAUGAGCUGACGAGACAUCAAUUGACUCAUAACAAUCGGCCGCCUAACAGGGAUGAGAUUCAAAGAAUAUUAAUGAGCCCAACGUCCCAACAGAUUUCCCCUCAGUCGAUUCAAAUAAGUCGAAAGCUUUUCAGCUGCACCAUCUGUGGGAAAGAAUUCCUACAACAGGAAGAAUACGCAAUUCACCAACGCACCCAUGCCGAAAACAAACCCUACAGUUGCGAUAUCUGUGAUCAGGUUUUCGACCGAAAAGCCUUUUUAGAAGUCCACCAGAUGACUCAUGACGGUAGAACGCCACUCCGCUGUCCAGUCUGUGGAAAGGCUUUCACGCGAUUAAGCCACCUAGCAAGGCAUUAUCGCACACAUACCAAAGACAAACCGUUCUACUGCGAUAUUUGCGGGAAAGGGUUUACUCAGAAGUGCCAUCUGAAAAGCCAUUUGUUGAUUCACUCGAGUAAAACGCCGUACAUCUGCCGCACGUGCGGAAAAGAAUUCAUCCAUCAGUGUGAACUGAGGUUGCAUCUUGUCACUCAUAAAAAAACAUACACCUGCGACAAUUGUGACGAGGUUUUCUCGAAGAAAUCAUUACUGACUGAUCACCUUAAGAUGCAUACCAGUGGGAACCCGUUUAUUUGUCGCGUCUGCGGGAAACCGUUCUCACGGUCGAACGAUCUGACUAGACAUCACCUCACACACAACGAAGAACGAGUCUACAAGUGCGAUGUCUGCGCCAAAGUGUUUAACCAGAAAGUCCAUCUCAUCACUCACCGAAAAAUCCAUGGAGGAGUGACUUUGAAAUCUGAGACCCUUACCAAGACUUUAUCCGAUGAGUUCCACGAAGCUCCGACAGAUGAAAAUCCUUCGGAGGAUUCUUUUGACGAUCCCGUAGAUCUCUUCAGCCAGGAAAGUACUUCCUCAUUGUCUGGCGAAGACAAGAAACCAUUCCAUUGUGACAUUUGUGACAAGUCUGUCUCCUCGUCUGAAGAACUAACCAAGCAUCGACUCAGCCACUCAAAUGUCAAACCUUUCAAGUGUGAGGUCUGUGGGAAGACGUUUCGGGAAAAGGGAAAUCUUAAAUGCCACAUUAGAAUUCACACGGGAGAAAAACCGUUUGUUUGUGUGGUCUGCGGGAAAGCAUUCAACCAAUCCAGUGUGCUUAAAAGACACCGUCUCAUGCACACCAACGAUAAACCAUUCAAAUGCAAGCAGUGGGAUUGUGAUAGGGCGUUUAUGUCCAAACGCAGCUUAAUUAUUCACCAAAAAGUUCACAAUGGAUACCUGCCAGUCAAAGGGUAGCGUAAAAUACCGUUGUGUUGAUUGUGUUUUGCUAUUAGUGCCGCUGUAAGCUUGCGCGCCAAUGCGCAUGGCUGAUGAGUGCAACAUGUGCAUCUGGUCCUAAACAUCUCUAGUAACAAGUAUGUCUUACUUUGUAAACAACGUCUUUUUAAAGGGAAGGUAAACAAUUGGUAAUUACUCUUAAAAUUAAUGUCAAUAACAACUUUUGGUUAAAAGCCCUCAGCAGCUUCCAAUGGUAUGAAGUAUUUUGAGAAACAUUUCAUUUUAAAGGAGAUAUCCCAAAAUUUGAAUCUGAGAAGCGUUACUGUCAGUAACAU
Molecule: messenger RNA, 2433 nt
Organism: Asterias rubens (European starfish)
Lineage: Eukaryota; Metazoa; Echinodermata; Asteroidea; Forcipulatida; Asteriidae
Product: zinc finger protein 708-like
Exons: 2
Coding region: 182-2116 (644 amino acids)
Source: RefSeq, a predicted model, not a curated record